UUUGGCACACGUGGGUACAAGAUAAUAAUAAAAUAAUAAUAAUUUGCAAUCAUGUUAAAAUAAAAUAUCCAUGCUGUAUUUAACAGACUUCAAGUAAAUAUCCCUCCCUAAACAACAACGCUCUGCGAUUGAUUAGUUUAGGCGUGUUCACAGGAUGUGUAGUUGAGUACCGAGCCACAGAGGCGCAGGUUUCUGAUGCUCACUGUAGACGUGGAUUGUUAGCUACUAGACCAGUGAACAGUUUGAUUACAUGAAUGACGGUCAUAGACAUUUCUGAAAGGCAACCAUGCUGGAUUUUGCAAUAUUUGCAGUGACAUUUGUCAUUAUACUGAUCGGUGCCGUCCUGUAUUUGUAUCCGUCAUCUAGAAGUGCCUCUGGUGUGCCUGGACUAAACCCCACAGAAGAGAAAGAUGGGAAUCUGCAAGAUAUAGUGAACAAAGGAAGCCUGCAUGAGUUCCUGGUGGGUCUUCACGAUGAGUUUGGGUCUGUGGCAUCUUUCUGGUUUGGUGGGAGACCAGUGGUGAGUCUGGGUGCUGUGGACCAACUACGACAACACAUCAACCCCAACUGGACCACGGAUUCCUUUGAGACAAUGCUCAAGUCGUUGCUGGGUUACCAGUCAGGUUCAGGAGUGGGAGUGACAGGGUCGAUGAUAAGAAAAAAAGUGUAUGAGGGAGCUAUUAAUAAAACCCUGGAGAACAACUUCCCUCUAUUGCUUCAGCUGGUGGAGGAGCUGGUUGAUAAGUGGGCAUUUUAUCCUAAAUCACAGCACAUGCCUCUUUGUGCUCACCUGCUUGGAUUGGCUAUGAAGGCUGUGACUCAGCUUGCCAUGGGGAGUCGCUUUCGGGAUGAUGCUGAGAUCAUUCAGUUCCGUAAGAGCCAUGAAGCGAUCUGGUCAGAGAUCGGUAAAGGUUAUCUGGAUGGAUCCCUAGAGAAGAGUUCCAGCAGAAAGGCCCAUUAUGAGAGUGCUCUGGCUGAGAUGGAGUCGGUGCUGAAGUCUGUGGCAAAGCAGAACAGUGGACAAGGAUCCAGUCAGUCAUCUUUUGUUAACUAUUUACUACAGGCCAAGCUAACAGAGCGUCAGGUGAUGGAAGAUGGUAUGGUUUUUACUCUAGCUGGCUGUGUGAUCACUGCUAACUUGUGCAUCUGGGCAGUUCACUUCCUCUCAGUCUCAGAAGCAGUGCAGGAACGUCUCUAUCAUGAGCUGGUUGAAGUGCUCGGAGAGGAACCUAUUACCUUGGAGAAGAUUCCACAACUCAGAUACUGCCAGCAGGUGCUGAAUGAAACGGUCCGCACAGCCAAACUGACGCCCAUGGCUGCCAGACUGCAGGAGGUGGAGGGGAAGGUGGACCAACACGUCAUUCCCAAAGAAACAUUGGUUAUCUAUGCCCUGGGUGUCGUCCUUCAAGAUGCAGAUACUUGGUCACUUCCAUACAGGUUUAAUCCUGACAGAUUUGCUGAUGAGUCAGUAAUGAAGAGCUUCUCGCUGCUCGGGUUUUCAGGGAACCAGGCCUGCCCUGAACUAAGAUUUGCAUACACUGUGGCCGCAGUGCUUCUCAGCACGCUGGUGCGCAGGUUGAGACUGCACAGAGUGGAAGGGCAGGUGGUUGAGGCCAGGUACGAGCUGGUGACCACACCCAAAGAUGACACCUGGAUCACAGUCAGCAAGAGGAACUGAAGGACUCAUAGCUCACGUCCCUGAAAUAGCCUCAUGGGAAA
Messenger RNA from Carassius carassius (crucian carp), 1719 nucleotides. Its product is annotated as cytochrome P450 20A1-like. Gene Ontology annotation, cellular component: membrane. Gene Ontology annotation, molecular function: iron ion binding; oxidoreductase activity, acting on paired donors, with incorporation or reduction of molecular oxygen; heme binding. The record is from RefSeq and is a predicted model, not a curated record. Bases 287 to 1678 code for a protein of 463 amino acids. NCBI's taxonomy places the organism in Eukaryota, Metazoa, Chordata, Actinopteri, Cypriniformes, Cyprinidae. The transcript has 13 exons.